UGAGAUGGAAACGAAGUAUAGAUCUGUCAACGAAACCAAGGCUCAAAUCUGUGAAAUUUUGACCAGCAGAAGAGAGCAAAACAGUUCCAAGGACUGGGUCACAAAUAAAGACCGGUGUUAUUACGUAUCCAGGUUUAAAGCAUCUUUCCAAAAAGCGAUACAAGAAUGUUCAAUCCGUGAUUCAAGGCUGCUGGAAAUCAAUUCAAGGGAUGAAGCGAGCUUUGUAUACAACAAUCUUUUGUACAAGAACCUUAAGUACUGGAUUGGAAAAUGCGAAGACGGGAAUGUGAGCUUCGGUCUCCUGUACAAGGGGUCCUCUGGAACGUCCCCUUGCAGUCAGUGUGACCUGACUUCACUCGGAAGGAUUUACCCUUGCGAUCUUGAUCAGCAUUUCAUUUGCGAGAAGUCGGCAACUUUGUUCUCGCAUAUUCCUGAAAAGAUCCAGGGUCUCUGUCAACAGCCAGUGGAGGCGACGUGAAUCAAAUGACUGUCCCCAGUCUCCCUUUCACUCUCACUCCCCGAUCAUUCCAGAUUCCCUGCCCACCCUCUCUGCCCUUCCCUGCUACACCAAUUCCUCUGCUUAUCACAAUCAUAUUGUCUCCACCAGACACCGAGAAGCCUCUCUUGCUGUCUAUCCCCUUCUUUCCCUCCAUUCCCCCGUCCCUCUCUUUCUGCUCCCUCUACCUCCUUCCUUCACCUCUCUCCCCGUCCAUCCCCUUCUUUCCCUCCAUUUCCCUGUCCCGCUCUGUCUGCUCCAUCUACUUCUC
This is a messenger RNA of Hypanus sabinus (Atlantic stingray), 767 nucleotides long. Its product is annotated as oxidized low-density lipoprotein receptor 1-like. The coding region runs from base 5 to 478 and encodes 157 amino acids. Lineage: Eukaryota; Metazoa; Chordata; Chondrichthyes; Myliobatiformes; Dasyatidae. The transcript is spliced from 4 exons. The record is from RefSeq and is a predicted model, not a curated record.